UUAACUCAUUUUCCUGUAUCAACCUCAUUUUCAAUCCUCUGUAAAAGCUAGCAGCGAGAUGCAGGUGGUAGCCGUGGUGACCAUUCGCGAAGCCCUUUCGGUCGUGGGAGAGAAUGCCACCUCCAUCCUCGGCUUUAACGAGCAUGAACAGGCUGCUGCCUUUCGACUGCUGCUGCUGGUGCUGCUGGCUGCUGCUGCUGGUGCUGCUGCUGGUGCUACUGCUGCUGUUGGUUGGCAGUGGGGAAGAGCUGGCCGCGCGGAGUCUGCGGCUUCCGUCGCACCGGAUGAGGCGGCCAUGAUGCGGGCGCUGUGCAGCAAGGCGGUUCCGGCCCCGGGCGAGGUCCUGCGCCUCCAGGGCGCAGGCUUUGUGCCGGACGUGGACCUCAGCGGUGUGUACAUCCGCGACUGCUACGAGGGGCUUGCUGACGUCAUCCUGACAGCGCCGCAGAAGAAGUUCAUCCUCACGGGCACGCCGGGUACAGGGAAGACCACUAUCUUCUACUAUUUCGUGGGGCGGCUGCUGCAGCGUCCGUCGCCGCCGCCAUUCAUCGUCUGGCAGCACGCGUUUUACUCCAGCAGCAGAGCGGUUUGCUACAACACGAAGACCGGCGACACGCUGCGCGGCGAAGUCAGCAGCUUCGAGGCAGCGCUCAUGGACCCCGACACCUGGUACAUCGCAGAUGCUAUGCCGCCAGACCUACAGACCAAGGCGCAUCUCCUCCUCAUCACGUCACCACAGAGGAGCACGUACAAGGAGCUGGAGAAGCGUGGCGCGUGGAUGCUGCACAUGCCGCCGUGGUCGCUGGAGGAGCUGCAGGAUUGCCGCAGCAAGCUGGGCCUUCCGGUGUCGGAGGCGUUCGUCAAAAAGUGCUUUCAGUACGGUGGCGGCGUGGUACGGUACUCUCUGCAGCAGUCAGCAGGGGGGGCGGCGUUUGGUGAGGACGUCGACAGAUUGCUGGGACAGCUUGGCAGGGCGGUCGACACAACCAGCGUGUCGCAGGUGCGUGCGGCACUUGCAGAUGUCGCGGCACAGGACAAGGGGCCGGAGGCCAGCCACCGUGUGAUCCACAUCAUGACGGACGGGUCCUACAGCGUGCGGCAGCUUGAGUUCGCCAGCCGCUGGGUAGCGGAGCGAUUCAUGGCCAAGGCGGCGGUGGAGGACGAGCAGGGCCUUGUAAGCCUGGUGAACGGCUCGGACGGUACUUUCCGCGGCCUGAUGCACGAGGCCUGGAUGCACCGCACGCUGCCCAAGGGCGGGGAGUUCACCAUCGCGCCCGUCAAGCUCACCGGCGGCACAACGAAGCUGGUGCGAGAAGCCGAAUAUAUCCUCAAGCUGCCCCCGUGCAAGGAGGCGGCCUUCGAGGAGGUGGUGGAGCUCGCUGGUGAGCGCUGCGAGGAGGGCGUAUACUACAAGCCCGUCAGCGCAUGCUUCCCGCUGGUGGACUCGCUCCUGCGCGUGGGCGGCGUUGUGAACCUGUUUCAGAUGACCGUGAGCCUCAACAAGCCCGUGCACUUUGCCGCGCUCGAAGACCUGCUCGGGGAUCUGGGCCUCACACCGCAGCAGGAGGCUCGCCUGAUUUUCGUGGUACCGGAGGACAUCUACCCGGACUUCAAGUUGAACGUGAAGACCGGCGGAAGCCGACAGAAGAAGGCCUCACGGCCCUCACCCACGGCGCCGGCGCUGGUCCCGCGCCCCAAGCUGUGCAUCAUGCGGGCGCCACGUGCGCAGGUGGGGGUGCGCAGGUAGUGGGGGUGCGCGCGCUGUCCGCAUAGAGCGGCCGUCCCGUGUUGUGCGGACAGCGCGGCGGGCUGCGGUGGUAGGCCUGCAGCUGCCCUCAGCGCCGGGACGUACGUGAGAGGAGUUGGCUGCGAGCGAUGUGGCACGUGCUGUUUCGUGCUGUGUUUUGUGCCGGGCGCGGCGGUUGUACGGCGGUUGUACGGCGGCUGUGCGGCGCGCAGACUGGGGCCGGCGUGCAGACAGGGGCUGGAGUGAGAGGGCCGGUGUACCGAGUGCGUGCGUUGGGACGGCAAGGGGAACAUGGCGCCUCCAGCGUGGAGGUCAGCGUGGAGGUCAUCGUCAGCAGCGACAGUGACAGUGACAGCUGCCCCAGGUACUCCGCGCAAUGCAUGUCCAGUGGGGACCGACUGCACUUUGACGAAUGCACUCUCGCAUAUGCCGUGAGAGAGGGGAUAAGGGAUUGAGGCGGGUAGUGGCCUACACCUGGACCGGGCCCAACUAUGGCUGGCAAGGCCUAUGGAUGGUGUAGAGCAGGCAGCGGGCAGGGAUGUUGUGUGCCUCUCCGCCAUGUCGGCAAUGGAAGAGGCAGGGGAGGCGGUUUCUGUACGCCACGCGAGAUGCUGAAGACAGAAUAGGAACACAGAAUGUGCGA
Molecule: messenger RNA, 2390 nt
Organism: Chlamydomonas reinhardtii
Lineage: Eukaryota; Viridiplantae; Chlorophyta; Chlorophyceae; Chlamydomonadales; Chlamydomonadaceae
Exons: 13
Coding region: 59-1747 (562 amino acids)
Source: RefSeq, a predicted model, not a curated record